Molecule: messenger RNA, 7654 nt
Organism: Anolis carolinensis (green anole)
Lineage: Eukaryota; Metazoa; Chordata; Lepidosauria; Squamata; Anolidae
Product: zinc finger protein ZFP2
Exons: 3
Coding region: 1377-3347 (656 amino acids)
Biological process (GO): regulation of transcription by RNA polymerase II
Cellular component (GO): chromatin; transcription regulator complex; PcG protein complex
Molecular function (GO): DNA-binding transcription factor activity, RNA polymerase II-specific; RNA polymerase II cis-regulatory region sequence-specific DNA binding
Source: RefSeq, a predicted model, not a curated record
GACAAAACGUCAGGAGAGAAUGCUUCUGGAACAUGGCCAGACAGCCCGGAAAACUCACAGCAACACCCAUGCAGGAAUAUAUUUCUAACAAUGUAAUAAUAUGUAAUAUUCAUAUAUUAUGAUAUACUAAUAAUAGAAUAUAUUGUAUAUACAUAUAAUAUUGAUAAUAUUAUAAUGUAAUACAAUAUAAUAAUACACGAUUAUACUUGUAUAUUUAUAUUACAUGUAAUAUUACUUAUUUAUUUAUUUAUUUCCAUCAUUUCUAUCCCGCCCUUCUCACCCGAAGGGACUCAGGGCAGCUCACAAUCUGGCAAAAUUCAAUGGCAAUAUACAAUACGAAAAGAUAACACAUAAGCCAUUAAAACAAUUAGAUAAUUUAACAAAAUACAAUAAAUAGAUUUAAAACCAUACAUUAUAAAAUACUUGAGCCACUAAUAAUAUUACAAGAUAGUGUUAAAGUACAAUAUAGUAAUUUAUAAUGCUUAUAUUGUGCUAUGCUAAUAUAUUAUAUUGUAUGUACACAUAACUUGUAAGCCACCCUGAGUCCCCUUCGGGGUGAGUAGGGCAAGAUAGAAAUGUUGCUAAUAAAUAAAUAUAUUUCUGUAAAGUGCUAGGCAAGGGCAAACUUGGGCCCUCCUUCCAGGUGUUUUGGACUUCAACUCCCACAAUUCCUAACAGCCAGUAGGUUGCUUAUAUGCUAGAAUGGAGAAGAGCUGGAGUGGGAAGAGACCAUAAGGGGCCAUCCAGUCCAACCCCAUUCUAAGUAAAGGUAAAGGUUUUCCCUUGAUGUUAAGUCCAGUCAUGACCGACUAUGGGGGUUGGUGCUCAUCUCUAUUUCUAAGCCGAAGAGCCGGCGUUGUCCAUAGACACCUCAAAGGUCAUGUGGUCACUGGCAUGACUGCAUGGAGCGCCGUUACCUUCUCGCCGGAGCGGUACCUAUUGAUCUACUUACAUUUGCAUGUUUUUGAACUGCUAGGUUGGCAGGUGCUGGGGCUAACAGCGGACGCUCAUUCCGCUCCCGGGAUUUGAACCUGGGACCUUUUGGUCCGCAAGUUCAGCAGCUCAGCGCUUUAACGCACUGUGCCACCAGGGGCCCCCAACCCCAUUCUACCCUAGAGGAAAACACAAUCGAAGCACUCCUAGCAGAUGGCCACCCAGCCCCUGUUGAAAAGCAGAGGAGACUCCCAGGCAGGAGCAUAUUCCCCUGUCAAAGGCUUGAUGGGAUGCUUCCCUGGGGUUAGGCUGACUGCCAUUCUGUGCUGGCUUUGUUAGAGAAGAAGAAGACAUACAGGCAACGGCUCCUCCCCCUUUCUGCUGUUCUCAGGGAUGUGAUUGGACAGCUCCUGCCCAGAGCCUGGCAGGGCUUCGGUCACGUGAUGCCGGAAGCGGAAGGGAGGAACCCAAGCCUUGGAAGGGGAGCUUCAGAAGCCGUCAGUCGCUCUUUUGUGUGCGGAGGAGAAGGAGGCCUGAGAGAUUCCACUGACCUUUCAACAGGUGGCCACAUCUUUCCUCCUCGAGAAGAGGGCAUUUUGAAUCCAGAACAGACAGAACUACACAAGGAGGUCAUGGAUGAAACGGUUGAGGCUGUGCCUGCUCCUGCAGGUGACUGGGAGGAGAAUAAUGCCUUUGCCAACCAUGGGAAUUCUCCUACUCAGAAUGCAGUGUUCCCCAAAGAUGAACCAGUCCACACAGAAGAAAAAUGCCCUGAAGACAUGUCCUGCAUAUGCACCAGCUGUGGGAGAUGUUUUGCACCAAACAUGAUACAUGUGUGUGACGAGAGAAUGCAGCUGGAAGAGAACCGUGAUGGAGAACUUUUGGUGAAAGAUGUUGAUCUCAAAUUUCUCCCCAAUAGCCACGAGGGAGUCCAUACCGCAGAGGCAUCAUUCAAUUACCAGGAGGGUGGAACAUUUUCUAUUGCAGAUCCAAACUUUCUCUUCCACCAAAGAAUUGACCCAGAAGGAAUACCAUACAUGUGCCCAGUGUGUGGGGAAAAUUGUACUUGUGGGUCAAACUUUGUGAUCCCGCAAGGAAUCCAAACAGGGGAGAAACCAUACAAAUGCCAGGAGUGUGGAAAAUCUUUUGUUUCCAAGUCAAAACUGUCUGUCCACCAGAGAAUCCACACAGGGGAGAAACCCUACAAAUGUGAAGAGUGUGUGAAGUGUUUUGCUUCCAAAUCAGGACUUCUGAAACACCAGAGGAUCCACACCGGAGAGAAACCGUUCCAAUGCCAAGAGUGUGAGAAGUGUUUUGCAUCCAAGUCAGACCUUGUGAUCCACCAGAGAAUCCACACAGGAGAGAAACCGUACAAAUGCCCAUAUUGUGUAAAAUGUUUUGUUUCGAAGUCAAAACUUGUGAUCCACCAGAGAAUCCACACAGGGGAGAAACCAUACAAAUGUCAGGACUGUGGAAAAUGUUAUCCCCAGUCUUCUCACCUUCACAUCCACCGGAGAGUCCACACAAGUGAGGAAUUAUACAAGUGUCAGGAAUGUGGGAAAUGUUUUGCUUCCACAUCGGGACUCGUGAUCCACCAGAGAAUUCACACAGGGGAGAAACCAUAUAAAUGUCAAGAUUGUGAAAAAUGUUUUGUUUCUAAAUCAUACCUGGAGAUCCACCAGAGAACCCACACAGGGGAGAAACCGUAUGAAUGCCAGGUGUGUCAAAAAUGCUUUGCUUCAAAAUCAGAACUUGUGAAACACCAUAGAGUACACACAGGAGAGAAGCCAUAUAAAUGCCAGGUAUGCGCAAAAUGUUUUGCUUCCAAAUCAGACCUUGUCAUCCACCAGAGAAUCCACACAGGAGAGAAGCCAUACAAAUGUGAGGAAUGUGGCAAAUGUUAUACCCAAACUUCACACCUUCACGUCCACCGGAAAGUCCACACAAGAGAUAAACUGUAUAUAUGCCAAGAGUGCGGAAAAUGUUUCACUUCCAAGGCGGGACUUGUGAUCCACCACAGAACCCACACAGGGGAGAAACCAUAUGAAUGCCAGGUGUGUGGGAAAGGCUGGAUUCGCAGGUCUGACCUUGUGGUCCACCAGAGGAUCCACACCGGAGAGAAGCCAUACCAGUGCCAGGAGUGUGUUAAGUGUUUUGGUUCCAUGUCAGGGCUCAUCAAACACCAGAGAAUCCACAGGGGAAAGCAACCGGAUACGAAUAGCGUGGAAAACAUUAUACUGAAAAUCCGCAGCUUAACCUCCGCCGCUGGAGAGUCCACACAAGAGGAGUACCACAGAAACGCCAUGAGUGUGGAAGAUGUUUUCCUUCCAAGCCAGGACUUGGAAUCCACCCGAGAAUCCACAGAGGAGAUAAACCAUACACAUGACAUGAGUAUGGACAAUGUCUUAUUUUGAAUCCAGUUGUUAAGUAGCACCAUACAGUUCACACAGAAGAGAAAACAUUACAAAUGCAUCAUGAGGAAAGUAUCUGUUUUUACAACAGAGCUUUUAAUGUAUCAGAGUCUACAAGAAAACCUCUGACUGAUACCUUUAAUUAGGCCCACGAGGGCCAGUUAGUCAUACCAUUGACAUUUCAUAAACCUUCCACUCAAACAUCCUUGAAAGGAUGGUAUGCAAGGCAAAAUAGCCCACUGUGGAUUUUCUCUGAACACUGUAAAGUUCUUUCUUAUGAACUCCCUUCCCUGUGAGUUGAAUCAACUGGUUAGAUCCCAUUUUCUAGACAGGCAGCAAGGAAACUCAUUCUGUUUUCUGUCUCCUUGGAAGCACUGCAUCUGGCCCCUGAGAUCUAAGUUUGCUGAAAGUAGCUACGUAUUCCAUUACUACUUCUUUGCUGCUUUUGGUCUGCAUCAUUUUACUGUUUCCUCCAAAUUGAGCCCUCUUCAAAAAUGUAGAUACAAAGCAUGGGAUGACCAAUUCAUCUUUCUCCUGUUAGGUCAAACUUUCAUUGUAUUUCACUAAAAGCUGUUACAAGUCACUUAAGGAAAUAACAUUUUGCAAGGAUAUUUCAUCAGUCAGUAGCCUUUAUUUUGGUCAACCAAUUUUCAGCUGAAGUCAAAUAAGGAUAAAAUGGUAAAAUACAGCAUUUGAAUCAUUUAUAACAUCAAAUAUGGCUCAUAGUUUAAUGAUAAUAAUUAUCUCCCUCCUCUACCGACUGGCUGAAUAAUAUUAUAGAUGCAAAAGGCAGGCUACACAACAACAGCGUUGAGAGUGACGGCAUGAAUAUUCUUUGACGUGUCAACAAAUACAGUAGUUCUGUUGAUUUUCUUGAAAGCAGUGCUUUCUAAUGUCUGGCCCUGUGUCCUUUCAUUUUGUACUCUUGCAAACUAAGUUCUGUUUGAGGUUAUAGUUUGUGAAGUUGAGUCCCUAAAUCCUGAAUGCUGAUGUUGGGAGGGGAUCUGGCCUUGUGUUGUCGAAGGCUUUCAUGGCCUGGAUCGCAGCGUUGUUGUAUGUUUUCCGGGUUGUAUGGCCAUGUCCCAGAAGUAUUCUCUCCUGACGUUUUGCCAACAUCUAUGGCAGGCAUCAUCAGAGGAUACAACCUGGAAAACAUACAACAACCCUGAUCUGGCCUUGCCUUGCUGCUCUCUGAGAUUGAGGAAGUGUGACUUGCCCAGGGUCUCCCAGUGCGUUUCCAUGGCUGAGUAAGGAUUUGAACCUUGGUCUCUGAAUUUCAAACCACUACACCACACUGGCUAUGUCUUAGUGGUCAGUGCCUACUUUUGGACCCCCAAUGUUGGUUGUUAACACACCUGUCUCUGCCUUGAGGAACAAGGUUGGAGAGUAAGCACCCUAGAAACCUGCUUUGGGAAGCUUCAGGUUAUUCAUUGUUAUGCCUUAUUUCCUAAAUAUCCAUGCUGUAAUUAUUUUGAGUGUCUAUUUUCCCCUGGAGCCCCCAGUGACGCAGCGGGUUUAAAUGCUGAGCUGCUGAAUUUGCUGACUGGUUAAAAUCCAGGGAGCGGGGUGAGCUUCCGCUGUUAGCCCCAGCUUCUGCCAACCUAGCACUUCAAAAACAUGCACAUGUGAGUAGAUCAAUAGGUACCGCUCCAGCGGGAAGGUAACAACGCUCCAUGCAGUCAUGCUGGUCACAACGCCGGCUCUUCGGCUUAGAAAUGGAGAUGAGCAGCAACUCCCAGAGUCGGGCAUGACUAGACUUAAUGUCAGUGGAAACCCUUUACCUUUACUUAUUUCCCCCUGAAGGUAAUGCAUCCCAUGACUUUGUAGCAAUGCACCAGAACUUAGCAAAGGAAUGGCCACAUAGAAAUUGAAGAUCGAAUACAAAUACAGUAGAGUCUCGCUUAUCCAACUUUUGCUCAUCCAGUGUUCUGUAUUAUCCAACACAGUCUGGCUCUUGCCCGGACCCACAGCUGUCUCUCUAGGCAGCAACGUGCAGUGGGCCAACACACUCAACAACAACACAAGUGCAGCCAUGCUCCCAAACAAGUGGCAGACUUGUUGUAAAACAUGAUGUUUUGGUGCUUAAUUUGUAAAAUCAUAACGUAAUUUGACGUUUAAUAGGCUUUUCCUUAAUCCCUCCUUAUUAUCCAUUAUUUUCGCUUAUCUAAUGUUACGUUGGAUAAGCGAGACUACUGUACAUACAAAUUCCCAAACAAUGUCCUCUCAAUUGCAAUGUGACCCUUUGUAAUUAUAAGUUAACUCUGCAGAAACCUACCCUUUGAAGAAGGCUCCACUACAUUAGGAGGCCUGUUUAGUGUCAGACAGCUCUUUCCAUAAGGCUGUUCUUCCUCAUGUUUAGCUGGGCUCCCUUCUCUAUCUUCAAUAUGGCAUCCUUUCAAAUAUUUAAAUCAUGUCACCGCUUAAUCUUUUGUUCUCCAGGCUGGGAGUAUGCUAUUCAAUCAGUCCCCAUGGCUGAGCAGGGAUUUGAAUGCCUGUCUCUGGAGUUGUAGUUCAACAUUUGAAAGCUCUUAUAUUUAUUAUUUAUUUUAUUGUUUUCCUUCCUUUCUUUGAAUAUAGGGUCUUAUAGAAAGAGUUGGAAGAGACCUCAUGGGCCAUCCAGUCCAACCCCCUGCCAAGAAGCAGGAAAUCUCAUUCAAAGCAUCCCCGACAGUUGGCCACCCAGCCUCUGCUGAAAAGCCUCCAAAGAAGGAUAUAACACAAUAUAAUAUAGGAAGAAAGCCCCUAAAUGCACUAAUCAGCUGUGCUUAGUAUACUAGAGCUGGGGUCCCCAAACUAAGGCCCAUGGGCCGGAUGCAGCCCUCCAAGGUCAUUUACAUGCCCCCUGUCCUAAACUUUAGACUUAGAGUUGAUCUAAGUCUACCUGGUCUUUGGAGGUUUCUUUGUUUACCUAUGGUCUUAUGAGACCAUCUAGAUGGUUUUUGAAGGUCUCUUUGUUUAGCUACGGCCUUAUGAGACUGUCUAGAUAGCUUUUGAAGGUCACUUACCUAUGGUCCUAUGAGACUGUCUAAAUGGUGUUGGGGGACCCCUUUCCUUACCUAUGGUCCUAUGAGACCAUCUAGAUGGUCUUUGAGGGUCUCUUUCCUUAUCUAUGGUCUUCUGAUGGCCUGAUGAGAUCAUCUAGAUGGCCUUUGGGGACCUCUUUCCUUACCUAUGGUCUUAUGAAACCAUCUAGAUGGUCUUUGAGGGUCCCUUUCCUUAUCUAUGGUCUUCUGAUGGUCUUAUGAGACCAUCUAGAUGGUCUUUGGAGAUCUCUCUGCUUACCUAUGGUCUUAUGAGAUUGUCUAGGUCUGUGGUCUCUAAACUAAGGCCCUCCAAGGUCAUUUACCUAGCCUCUGUCCUAAACUUUAGACUUAGAGUUGAUUUAAGUCUGAAAUGACUUGAAGGCACACAAAACCAAUCCUAAUUUUUUACUAUUUCAUCGUAGUCUGGGCCCCCAGCAGUUUGAGGGAAUGUGAAUCGGCCCUCCACUUAAAAAGUAUGAGGACCCCUGUACUAGAGUCUCAGUUAACUGGCACACAUGGAAAUUGGUAGUUACUGGAUAAAUGUAGUUUCUGGUUGCGUGAGAAUUACUGUUAAAAUAGGUCUAAAGCUAUACCCCAGGCAUGUGCUAACUUGAUAUUUGGGCUUGGCCCCAUGUUAGCCACCCUCAGUCCCCGCAGGGGGAUGGAGACGGGAUAUAAAAAUAAAGUUAUUAUUGGGCCCUUCAGGUGUUUUGGACUUCAACUCCCACAAUUCCUAAUAGCCCAUGGCUGCUAUACCCCAUACUAUGCCAUAAACACUCUUAACGAAUUGGAGGUUAUAGAAUCAUGGAGUUGGACCCUAUUCUUGUCAGGUAGGAAAAUCACAUUCAAAGCACCCCUGACAGAUGUCCAUCCAGCCUCUGCUUAAAAGCCUCCAAAUAAGGAGCUUCCAUUACACUCUGCGGCAGAGAGUUCCACUGUUGAACUGCUCUCACAGUGAGAAAGUUCUUCCUUAUCUUCAGGUGUAAUCUCCUUUCCUGUAGUUUGAAGCCGUUGUUCUGUGUCCUAAUCUCUUGUCAAUAUCCUUCAACAAUACAUCUCUCUUGAAUGUUGAUAUCCAGAACUGGGUUACUCCAGGGGAGGUCGGGCCACAGCGGAAGAGAACAGAACUGUGACUUUCCUCAAUCGUAUGGAUGCAGCCUAGAAGUGCGUUGGCCUUUUUCGCUGCUGCGUCACACUGUCGAUUUGUGUCCAGCUUGUCAAAAGCAAACGAUGAUAAACCUAAUGUAACACAGUUGUACUGUAUUAUAAAAGCAGACUUUUAUUAAA